Molecule: messenger RNA, 1063 nt
Organism: Chironomus riparius
Lineage: Eukaryota; Metazoa; Arthropoda; Insecta; Diptera; Chironomidae
Source: the annotation of a GenBank genome assembly
CUCAUUGCGAACACACAGGUGCAAUAACUUGGAAUAUACUUUUUUUCAUAUUGCAUUUUCAUUGGAUUAACUUUCGACAAUGAAUUAUUUCGAAUUAUACUGUCUUGUAUUGUCAUUAAUAACAUUCGAAGCAUAUGCAUUUCCACAAGAUCUUAGGGAAGUUGCUCGGGCUGUGAAGGAAACAGAACAUAAUUACUAUCACAGUGAGGCACCUGACUUAAUUCCAUUUGACAAUCCAAACCACAAAGAUAACGCAAUAGAGGAAGUCGAAGGCUACGGAUCGAGGAUUUAUUCCACUUACGAUGGAUUACACAAGAAAACCUCUGAUGUAUUUCAGCCAAAGGCAGUUGUUGAUGGCAUUAAAUCCGAUUCAGAGAUAUUCGGAAAUACAGGUGAUCAGUUAAAACCACUCAGUGACGUCGUUGUGUCAGCAAUGUCAGUCGUUUCUAACGUUGUUAAUAAAAUUGUUGAUGUAAGCAUAAAUACUUAAUUGUUGUUUAUCAAUUUGACAUGCUGAAUAUCUUCCUUAUUUUUUUUUUAUUUCCUCAUCAGGCUCCUGGCAACAUUUUCGCAUAUUUAUCAAAAUCAUUAAAUACUGGACUGAAUAGCAUUGGUGGGAAACUCGUUGGACUACAAUAACAACGUGAUUUUUUGUAGAAGAAAAGACGCUCGUACGAGGUUAGUGACACAAGGUUAAAUAAUUCAUUUAUAUUGUAUUGAUGUGGCAGACGAGAACUCAAUUGGUUAAAUGCAAUGCCUAAUUUAUGCGUUAAUAUUGUGGGGACUUGAAAAAAAAAAUACAACAUAGAACAAAUGAUUUAUGUAGAUUUAAACAAUUACUUAAAGCACUGCCAAAAUUGUAUAUUUACGAAUCUAAAAUAGUAAUGUUAAUUAUUCAAUUUUCUCGGUUGACACUCACAGCUUAUGUAUAUAGGCAUGUUUUGAUAACACCAAAAAAAAAUCAUAAUAUAAAUUGUUGGUUCUAUAUCUCUGUCAUAGUAUCAUAAUUGAUGUGUAAAUAAAUUAAUUUAGGUUAUACAAUUUUUGUAUGUUGGAUAUGUGA